Molecule: messenger RNA, 2141 nt
Organism: Sinocyclocheilus rhinocerous
Lineage: Eukaryota; Metazoa; Chordata; Actinopteri; Cypriniformes; Cyprinidae
Gene: sobpb
Product: sine oculis binding protein homolog (Drosophila) b
Exons: 8
Coding region: 132-1910 (592 amino acids)
Biological process (GO): animal organ development
Cellular component (GO): nucleus
Source: RefSeq, a predicted model, not a curated record
AGGAGGAGGAGGAGGAGGAGGCGGCGGGUGUCGGGUUUCACCUCCUCCCUGAUCUCCUGCGCUCCUCUCAUUGUUCCCGCGCCGCGUCAGAUUCGCGUGACAGCGUCGUCCCGCGCGCCGCUCCGCGAGUCAUGCUCGAGAUGGAAACGGGGCGACCGGCGGAGAACAAGCGCAGCCGAAAACCUGCUCACCCCGUGCGGAGAGACGUGCGCCAGGAGAUGAAGAGCUUUGCUGAAAGCACCAUGAAUGAGUUGUUAGGCUGGUACGGCUAUGAUUCAGUGGAUCUGCAGGACUCAGGAAACCGUGUCAAACACAACCAUAUAUCUGUUCUUAAAGGGAACUCCGUGCCAAAGCCACACGCCGAGGAGAGGAAGCUGCCCUCAUCAUCAUCCUCAUCUUCCUCAUCAUCUUCCUCAGAGCCCGUCAGGAGCAUGAACGUCAUCGUGCCGCUCAUCAAGCCCUCUGCCGCGGAGGACGAGCAGAACGAGCCGAUCGUGUGCGUCUGGUGUCAGAAGGAGGGCGUGAAGCGCUAUUCUCUGCUCAUGGGCUCCGAGCUCAAGAGCUUCUGCAGCGAGAAGUGUUUCGCCGCGUGUCGACGCGCCUUCUUCAAACGCAACCAGGCUCGAGAUGAGGAUCGUCAUGGCGACCAGUCUCCGCCCCCUGGCCAGACGCUGGACACGCCCUCAAGACUUCUGCUGAAGAUGAACAACAACACGCGUGUGUGUGAUUGGUGUAAACACCCGCGUCACACUAAAGAGUACCUGGACUUCGGUGCGGGCGAGGAGCGCCUGCAGUUCUGCAGCACCAAAUGCCUAAACCAGUACAAGAUGGACGUGUUUUACCGGGAAGCUCGUGCCGCCCUCGCCGGCUCCGCCCACAAAGAUGAGGAGGACCGCCCCAAAACAGCUGUGGCGGAAAACCAGAAACUCCUCACCCCGGAGGCCUGGGACAGACCAGCGAAAACCCUCUCGCCCCGAAGCCCGCCGCAGCCGAGGAUUCAGACCAGCGUAUCGCCCUCUUCUCCGGCUCGUGUUACUCCGGAACAGCAACGCCCACCUCAGAUGCCCAACCAGAGGGCUUCCUUUGCCCCGCCUCCUCUCCUCCAGCCUUUCCCCGCCCCUUACAUGCCCUUCCACCCGGCGUACCCGCCCCAUUUACCCCCGCCCUGGCCGCAGCCCAUGAUGUUAUCACCCUACCCGGUUUUCGUGCCAAUCCCGGUGCCGAUUCCCAUUCCCAUCCCUGUUUUCCCUCAAAUGGGCCACAAAGGAGUCAUUCGAAGCCUUCAGGAGCACGAGCGUACACCCGAUCCGGGUCACUCGGAGGAGCCCAACAAAAAAGUAAAGACCGAACGAUGCGCUUCUCCUUUCGCGUCGGAGCGCCAGGUGAUUCAGUGUCUCCGCAAACACCCGGUGAAAGAGGAAACUCACACGUGCGCAUCUCCAACGCACAAAGCACUUUACACGUCUGUCGUCACGGCGACGGCCUCUAGAAUCGUUACUCCCGCCUCUUUGUACUCAUUGGCUCGUUCGACCACCAUACAAGCCACCUCGUUCUCACUGGACAGCUCCUCUCAGUCUCCUCUCUCCGUCUGCGAAGAUGUGAAAGAGAACAGCUAUUUGAGUGGGCGGGACGACGGCUCGGCCAAUCGCUGGCCAGCAGAGCAGACGGACUGCCGGAGCGACCAAUCGAAAGAGAGCAGGGGGGAGGAGGAAGCGCCGCAGGAUGUAGAGCACACCUACGCGCGGUCCGUACCGCCCAAACUACGCGAGAAAAACACACAAACGCAUUUACACACGCAAACACAAACCUGGGAGAAAAACACGGAUCUGGGAUCCGAGCCGAGCGGACGGGACGAUCCAGAACCAGCCGUGAAGAGACGAUGCUUGAGAAUCAGAGACCAGAACAAAUGAGGGCCGGGGUGUAAAUGCAGUGAUGACACGAUCGAGACGAGCGAUGCGGUCUGUGACCGUACAGAGGAUGCCCAUCCAGACGCAGCAGCAGAGCAUCAUGGGAGUCACAGAUCGAGCGCAUGUGAUCCAAUUAGACCGCAUAUGUGUGUGUGUGUUUUCCUGCUGAGCCCCUACAAAGCCAGGCAUUGUUCCUCACUGCCAGUGUGUGUGUGUCUGUGUGUGUGUGUGUGA